AACCGACACUGACCUAACGUCCGACUGUUUAAUUAGUGCGCCUCGCAGUGGAAAUGUCCUAAUUAUUCUGCAGAAAUGAUGAAAGUGGUCGAUUGCAGGUACGCAUCAAUGACGCCACGAUCAAAGAAGUCCCACUGUUGAUUCACCUUUGGCCGCCAAACAUGUCGACUAGAACGUCAUCAAUAAUCUGUACUUCUUUAAUAAGGUAAACAUGCCUGGGUAAGUAGCUGCUCACUCUGUCAUACCUAACUUCACCUUGUCAACCUCAGUGGAACAAUAAAGAAUCCAUCUUCAACGACACAUCAACACCAUGUCUGCACGUAUCUCUCGAUCUUCAAUGGCCUUGAGGCCCUCUCUUCCUAUCCAGCGAGGCUUUCGCACAACGAGAUUACUUCGACACAAUGAGAAGGAACCUAUUGGGCCGAAAUCUCAAAAUAAACCCGUGAGCAAGGGUGACAACUCCCAGAUCGUGAUGUUGGGAGGUGUUGGUCUUGCGAUCGGUCUAGGUUUCUUCUUCCUUAUGUCUCGACCCGAGAAAGCAAAGGAACAACCUAUCGAGGGUGUAAAAUCCAAGCCCGUGAGCCCCAAAUAAAGAGAGAGCGAGAGAAUACGAGAUACGAGAGAGUCUGGGGUUAGCAACGUGGAUAUGCAGGGUAUAAUGAUCGAUGGCGUAAGCGAUGAUUGAAUAAGAAAAUAGGUCGUCCAUAACAAGCAGAACCUAUUACAGCUCCAACUGCAUUAUCUACCAAAUCAAUGAGGCAGGUCGUCAUGUUACGGCAUCUCCGCACCUAUCACCGCAGAGCUUAUAUCCCUGUCAAGUUGGCCGUAGGAUCUAGUUUACAGCCUCAAAAGAGGCAGCCAAGCC
Fusarium odoratissimum NRRL 54006 is the source of this 865-nucleotide messenger RNA. RefSeq lists its product as uncharacterized. Lineage: Eukaryota; Fungi; Ascomycota; Sordariomycetes; Hypocreales; Nectriaceae. The transcript has 2 exons. The record is from RefSeq and is a predicted model, not a curated record. Bases 311 to 592 code for a protein of 93 amino acids.